Messenger RNA from Durio zibethinus, 1856 nucleotides. Its product is annotated as lysophospholipid acyltransferase 1-like. Gene Ontology annotation, molecular function: acyltransferase activity. The record is from RefSeq and is a predicted model, not a curated record. Lineage: Eukaryota; Viridiplantae; Streptophyta; Magnoliopsida; Malvales; Malvaceae. Gene Ontology annotation, biological process: phospholipid biosynthetic process; lipid modification; triglyceride biosynthetic process. Gene Ontology annotation, cellular component: membrane; endoplasmic reticulum.
AACCCAUUGUUUUCCAUUUUUGUUGGACGUCAUUACACGCAUAUUUAAAGCGCGUGUCCAUCAAGAAUCCCAACGGCGGUCCGUCGAGAAUCCCAACCUUGGUAUCGUAUUAAACAAUGUUCUCCGCUCAAUAUCACCACAAAGCCGAAAGACAAAUAACGCUCUUUCUUAUUGUAUACAAUCAUUGUUGAAACGUUUACAAAUAUAUCAAGCACAUCUACGUUGACCACAGCCACGAGGGACGGAAAGCACGGAAGGACAAUUCAAAGUCUCGGUCAGAGUCAAAUACCAAAACGAAGAUGGAACUUGAUAUGGAAGCUAUGGCGGCAUCGGUCGGGGUAUCGGUUCCGGUGAUUCGGUUCCUUUUGUGUUUAGUGGCGACGAUACCGGUGGGUUUUCUAUGGCGACUUGUUCCAGGUCGACUAGCUAAGCACGUUUACUCGGCCUUUUCAGGAACGUUGCUUUCUUAUCUGUCUUUUGGGUUCUCUUCAAAUCUGCAUUUCUUGGUGCCCAUGUUGUUGGGUUAUGCUGCAAUGGUUCUUUAUCGGCCCAAGUGUGGGAUUAUCACAUUUUUCUUGGCUCUCGGUUAUUUGAUUGGCUGCCAUGUAUAUUACAUGAGCGGGGAUGCAUGGAAGGAAGGAGGCAUCGAUGCCACCGGAGCAUUGAUGGUGUUGACACUGAAAGUCAUUUCUUGUGCAAUAAAUUACAAUGAUGGAUUGUUGAAAGACGAAGAGUUACGUGAGGCUCAGAAGAAAUAUCGGUUGAUUAAGUUGCCUUCAUUGAUUGAAUAUGUUGGGUACUGCCUCUGCUGUGGCAGUCACUUUGUUGGUCCAGUUUAUGAGAUGAAGGACUACCUUGACUGGACUGAAGGGAAGGGGAUUUGGGCUUAUUCAGAUAAAGGACCAUCACCGUCACCUUAUGGGGCAACUUUCCGAGCGCUUGUACAAACUGCUUUUUGCAUGGCAUUGUAUGUUUACCUUGUACCGUAUCAUCCCUUGUCACGGUUUACUGAACCCAUAUACCGAGAAUGGGGAUUCUGGAGGAAGUUGAGUUACCAGUAUAUGUCUGGCUUUACGGCACGGUGGAAAUAUUAUUUCAUCUGGUCAAUUUCAGAGGCCGCCAUUAUUAUAUCUGGCCUUGGUUUCAGUGGAUGGACAGAAUCUUCCCCACCUAAACCAAAAUGGGAUCGUGCGAAGAAUGUUGACAUCCUAGGAGUUGAGUUAGCAAAGAGUUCAGUGGUGUUACCACUUGUCUGGAACAUACAAGUCAGCACCUGGCUUCGUUACUAUGUUUAUGAGAGACUUAUUACAAAGGGGAAGAAACCUGGAUUUUUCCAGUUGCUGGCCACGCAGACUGUCAGUGCUGUUUGGCAUGGACUAUAUCCUGGGUACACCAUAUUCUUUGUUCAGUCAGCUUUGAUGAUUGCUGGUUCAAGAGUUAUAUACCGAUGGGAGCAAGCUAUACCUAGUAAUAUGGCUCUCCUGAAGAAAGCACUUGUUUUCAUGAACUUUGCUUAUACACUUUUGGUUCUAAACUACUCCGCCGUUGGUUUUUUGGUAUUAAGCUUGCGUGAGUCACUUGCCUUAUUCAGGAGUGUGUAUUAUAUUGGAACCAUCCUUCCAAUAGCAUUGAUUCUGCUUGGUUACAUAAUACCUGCGAAGCCUGCCAGAUCUAAAGCUCGUAAAGAACAGUGAGGCUAAAGCCAUACUUCUUCUCUUUGGGAUGAGAUUUGUAACAUUUGUCCUGACCACUGUAAUUUUCUACCACGUUUCAAUCUUAUUAAAUCAUAAGUUUUGGCAUAAACUUUGUUUUGAACGACCUUUAUGAUCAUAAAUGAAAGAAUUUUUUUUUGGUUU